GUAGUACUACCCAAGUACCUCAAUGAUGCUCCAUCUCUGCCUCGCAAACACCGCCCAGACAACGAACUCACAGCCAAUCCGACUUGCACGCCAGAAAACCGCAUGACAAUCCUAUUAUAAAUAACCGAAGCUCUCCCUCGUCAACAAUGCAAACAACACACAGUCACCCAACCAGUCCGCCUCUCCCCACAUCCCGCGCCCUGCUAACCUCCCUGAUCACCUCCAUCUCCAACAUCCCCCUCCUGGACGUACCCGACUCCGACAGCCAUGGCAAAGCCAGCCACAGACUCAUACAGUCCGAACACUACAACAGCAACCCGCUCCGUCGCGUGCCCCCUUCCCACAGACAUCUCAUCACCACCCUGCACGUGCUCUUUCCGGGGAUGGUUCUGCCCGCUCUGGAUCUACUUGAGCGCGGAUUCGUGAGUCGAGUGAUUCCCGAGCAUAGGGACCCCGCCGACGGAGAUGCAGCCGUGAAGCGAGGACGCCCUAAGAAUUCCGGAGCCGGAGUUGGAGCCGGGGUAAGGGUGGAGGAAGGGGAAGGGGAAGCGGAGGGCCACGACGCGUCCUCGUCAUCCGCUUCGGCGCAUGUCCCUCCUUUUGAAGCGGUGUCCUCGCGGGGAGCAGGGAACGCAUUUUAUUUCGUCGGUUCUGCCUCAGCAGCGGCGGCGGCGACGCAAUCCAGCAUGCGUGGAAGGAGACGAGGAAGGAGGAGGGCAGACAGUGAUGGCGGGGCGGGCACGGCGAUUGCAGGGAAGAAGGGGUAUGUUGUGCGGUUGGAAGCAUGGCACUGCACUUGUGCUGCGUUCGCGUUCGCUACGGUCCAGGGGGAAGCGGUAAGGUCAAGCUGGGAGGUGGAAUCGUUAGAGCUUGGGGCAGAGCUUCGGGAGACGGGGGUGGAGAGGGAGAUCGAGCCGGAGUGGUCGUUUGGUGGGACGAGUCUCGACGGGUUGGUGGCUGGCGAGGGGAUCCCCGUCUGUAAGCACCUGCUGGCGUGCGUGCUGGCUGAGAGGUGGAGUGCUGUGUUGGGGGGCUAUGUGGUUGAAUGCAGGGCUGGAAGAGAGGAGAUAGCAGGCAUUGUUGCGGAUGUGUAGGCGGUAGUUCCGCAACGUCAAUCGGUAUUACGAGUGUACUUGCUAGAAAGGUGAGGAUGACGGGCAGGAAGACCCUCGACGAAUGCCACGGGGGAAGACACCGCCAUCCUUUAUCCUACCC
Messenger RNA from Chaetomium strumarium, 1215 nucleotides. RefSeq lists its product as uncharacterized. Bases 147 to 1094 code for a protein of 315 amino acids. Lineage: Eukaryota; Fungi; Ascomycota; Sordariomycetes; Sordariales; Chaetomiaceae. The record is from RefSeq and is a predicted model, not a curated record. The transcript has a single exon.